Morchella sextelata is the source of this 6843-nucleotide messenger RNA. RefSeq lists its product as uncharacterized. Gene Ontology annotation, cellular component: Cul8-RING ubiquitin ligase complex; nucleus. Gene Ontology annotation, biological process: replication fork processing; double-strand break repair via homologous recombination. NCBI's taxonomy places the organism in Eukaryota, Fungi, Ascomycota, Pezizomycetes, Pezizales, Morchellaceae. The coding region runs from base 1 to 6843 and encodes 2280 amino acids. The record is from RefSeq and is a predicted model, not a curated record. The transcript is spliced from 9 exons.
AUGACGAACUGGCGUGAAUUGGGUUUCGUGCCAAACUCAGACGACGAAGAUUCGGAUACAGCUUUGUCAACACAGGAUGACGGGGAAGAGUUUGGCAACGAAGUACAGGUGGUGAACAAGACUGAAGAGAGGGGAAAUGAAAUAGCUGCGGCUGGUUCAGUAACAGAUUCAACUACAUCUCGCCUCGGGCACUCAAUAAAGGAUACGGUUAAAAACGAUACCACCCGUGAAGGGUACAUUGAUAUAGAUCAAAUCCUCGGGGUUCUACCCAACAAAAAAGAUUCUGCGCAAAGCGCACAUAUAACUGGUCAAAUUAGUCAACAUGAAGACUCGGAAAUACAAUUAAAUGGAGUGGAUAUAAGGGGGAAUGAAAUCGAUAAGGCGGUUACGAUAGUGGAUAUAAGUAACCAGCCUGAAAUACCGGAGGAGCAGGAGGAUCAGGUACAGUUGGUCAGAACUAGGGAAGAUAGAAACAGUAUUUUAGGAAUUCCCAGGAUUACACAUGACGAGAGAAUUAUGUCCCCCCAGGGCGUUGAGAUUCUACCACGGGAGUGCCCUUAUCCCCCAGAGCAAGCCACAAAGAACGGGAAGACCUUCCUACAAUAUCAGGACGAAGACCAUCCAAUGCUAUCUGAAGAGGCCUGGGGACCCUCUACCCCUAUAAGACAAGAGUUCAGGCAAUCAGGCCCGACAAUUGAUAGUUCCUCGAUGAUAAAUUCUUCGCCGCUCUCCUCUGUGUCUUCCACCGACACUGUUACACCGAGACCCUCGUUAAUGUCGCAAAAAAUGGCUACAUUGACAACUGCAUUUCACAUUGCAGUCCCAAGCGUCAAUAACGAUCAUCAACAGUGGAGUGCCCCUGUUCGAAAUUUUCGGGAGCGGAAGCCAAUACAAAAAAAUCCCUAUCUAAUAGAAGGGGAGCGUUACCGUCAGACACUUCAAUCUCGUGGCGUAAAACCUUUGAGAAUACAAGAUAUUGACAAAGAGCCGAGGGGCGCACAAGGGGCGAGCAAGGAUUCCCAGGAAAACGAUUAUGUGGCACCUCCGGAGCCCGUUAAUCAGUCUAAACGUGUGAUUGAGGACGAGGUAUACCUUUAUAAUGAGGGGGACGAGGGACAUAGUCUACUUUCAGGCACAGAUACCCCCAGAGGUCAAAUGGGAUCGAAUAACUCUUUGCCAGGUGAAGCGAAACGAAGAAAAGUAGCCCACACGUACUCUAAACGAAGCUCCGUCCCGAAAUCCAAACAAGAUACUGUAAAUUCGGAUCAGAGGAAAGAGAAUCCUCGGUCUUUAGCUAGAGCUAGAGUAGAUGGAAGUUCCAGAGACUCCGAUAUUUACGAUAUGCCUAUAGACUCAUCUCCCCAGAUAAUCUCCAGAAAUCCUCUAGAGCAGAAAUCGUCUAAUCAUACUACUCGAAGCUUCCAUAAAUGGUCCACUAAUAUAACGAAGUCUAAAGACAAAUUACAGGGAUUAUUUGCUGGGAUGGAUUCCGACUCCGAGUCCGAAUCCGAAUCUGAUCUUGGUCAACAGAAUGAAUUAUCUCAGGCGGUCUCGGCAGCUCAAGCAUCACCUAUUAACCUCCUCUCUUCCCCCCUGAACUCAUCUUCUGAAACGGAAUUCGCGGAGGAGGAGGAGGAGGAAGAGGAAGAGGAAGAGGGGGGGGUGGGUGAGGUGGUAGUGGAGGAGGACUUUGAGGAUAGUGAGGAGCAAGAUGAGGAAGAUGAGGAAGACGAGUCGCAAUUGAUCCGGAAAUUCCAACGGAAAACCACUGGUGUACUUCCGGCGUCUUGGUGGAAGCUUAAUAAAGACCAACAAAUGGGCGGGUCUAGUACCAGGCGUAGUGCAAGAGGCGCUACACCCCCAGCAUCAGGUGGCAUACCAAGGCCGGGAGUCGCGAGAGCCAAAAUUUCUUCCAGAGCGCGGCCCCCAGAUUCAGACGUUUUCUCUGUGGGGCACAGUGAUCCAGACACUUCCAGUGAUGAGCCACUAAUAUUGGCUUCGAUUCCGGCAAAAAGGUCUACUGGAGAAAGAAGUACGCCGAGAAGUGACGGUAUUGACUUUGAUGAUGUUGUUGAGGAUGACAGAAUUGAUCGAAUGCUUCCUGGAAUUCCUAGAAGAGGUACUAGGCAAACAAAGGGAGGGAGGCGCCAAGUGAGGAGUAAUGCUUCUCAUAAGGCUACUGGCAUGAGCCAUGAUAGAGAUACAAUUUCAGCUUCAAAACGGGGAAACAAUUUCACCCGCCUUCGCCAACCAAAGAUAACAGACCAUAUUUCAUCGAAGAAUGGCAGGUCCACAAGAGCUAAGAGAUCAGCAGCUCCAAAGCUAGGAAUCUUAGAUGCAGCACAAUACUAUCGAGCUACCACUUCUACUGCACUUCCCUUAUUCAUAAAGAUUGCAGAAAGGGAGGUUAGAAAAAGGAGGGACCAGGGUCGACAAAGCCCAUCAAGGAAGUUGUUCUUUUUGGAAACAGAAACAGACACGAGAGACAUACAAUCUGUUCUACGUGAUUGGAGAGAGGGAACUUUAGAUUGUGUCGCGCAGACUAAUAGCUACAACCACCGGGGAAGGAACUCUGAGAACCAAACAUCAAGUCAUCAAUUAAGAUUAGCGUCUCCUCAAGAUCUUGGUGACGUGCAAGUACACUCACCAGAGAGGUUACCCAAACCUCCACGUACCUUUAAACGCUCACAGCCAAGAAGACAAGGAGGUCGACAAAGCACACUAUUGAAUGUUGUACGGAGAGGGCCGGUGUCUCGGAAGCUUGUUUCUACCCGCCCUCUGCCAAAAUCUCACGUCAAUCCUAUCACGUCCGUAUCAGGCUGGAGCGUGUUUACGACUCAUGCGCCGAGAUUCACACCUCAACCCGCCCAGUAUGAAAUCGAGAAACCCAUGAAUUAUACACUCAGGAGACUACAUCAGGUCCCUCGAAGAGCCGCUACUCCUGAUCUAACUCUACUGCUACAAAACCUAGCGCAGAGGAAUUCGCAGUUUAUGGAGGAAAGCUAUUUAUUUGACUCUAGGCCACAUAGAACGCCAAUAAUCCAUGAUGACUCGACCGAUUCUCCCUCGGAAACAACUAUGCCGCCUAGACCUAUUCCAAGAGCACGUCGGAAACGCAUAGCGAAAAGAGUUGAUGUUGAUAUAAUUGAACGUCGGCAACCCCCACCUCAGGAUAUCAUCCUCGAGGAUGUGGAAUAUUAUCCUCCAGACGAAUUGCCUAUGACUAUCAAGCCUGUACUUCAAGGUUUAUUGAAGUAUGGAGGUUUAUUGAAGUAUGGCAAUAGAUACUCGCUCAAUUUCGAUACCAUGCCUUUAAAGCCAGGAACAUUCUUCAAUAGUCAUACAUUUAUUGGAGAUGGAGGAUUGUCCAGAGCCUUGAAUACUGCCCCAAUCAAAGAAGGGCGGAGUAACCCAGGUAUUAGUUUCACAUUUGGAGAUAAAAUACUGCAUUGGGGGCUAUAUCAAGACUCUAUUGCAGCAGAAUUUGAAAUAAUCAUGAAUCAGAUCGCAGAUUCUGCUGAGAAAACACAAGGCGCCAAUGAUCUAGGUGGGGCUGAAAUCAAUUUUCUUGCCGCUCAGGUGUAUUCUUUCUCGCAAUUUUUUUCAAAUUAUCUUGCUAGCUUUAUCAAUUUCUCGGAUUCCAUCGACCUAAUAUCGUUCGGGCAAAGGAUUCUGCAAGCUCUCGAUGAUUGUUGUGAUCGUGUCUUGACAACGUUUGGGGGAAAUCCUUAUUCUAGCUCAAAAAAUGCGUCAACUCGUCUAACAGUCCAGCUAUUAGCAUUCAAUCUGGUGUUCAAGUUUCAAAUAUAUCAGCUUGCACCAGCGGAUGAAGAGGUCAGGACUAGACUUGAAAUUGAGAAGUCAAUGCGAAAAGCGGGCCAAUAUCUUCUCGGACAGCUUUUAAAAUGUGGGUUGGACGAUGUCAGAGCAUGUUAUGAGGAUCAGAGGCAGAGAAAUAAGCACGAGAGAGGCAUUGAUCAAGGAUAUUAUAUUGUAGAGGCAUGGGUUAUUUCCAUUCAAAUUUUGAACCAAGCAAGGGCUUUAGAUAUCGGGUUCUGGCAACUUUUCAACCACGAAUCACGACUUACUGAAAUUGAAAAGUCAUUGGAUAUCCGAUCAUUCGAACAUAUUUGGCGUAUUAUUUUUACUUCCCUUCCGCUGCACCAAUUCGACCACCUAGGAUUCAUAAAACAGCCGCCAAAUGACAGUCCUCUGGAGAACUGGUCUUUAAUCAAGACGCUAGUCACUCGGCCUCUUAAAAUUUAUCACGAAAAUCCCGAAGGCCAUUCCGGUACCAUCAUUGAUUAUUGUCGUAUUUUAUACUCGAGAUGUUAUCACUUAAUCAGUUCGUGGGGCUGGGCGAAUCCAGACCUCAUAAUUCCUACUCUUUAUCAAUUCUUCGCGAGCAGCCAGUUAGCCAACCUCAAAAAUGAAAAAGGAUACGGAUCUGUGGGAUUUCUUCAAGACCUUGAAAAGGCCCCAUCAUUAGCUAUUCAAGAUUCGGAUCGUUGCUUCCAUCUUCUGUUAAAGACGAUUGCACUGGGUAUUGAUACGAUAAAAACCACAUCAAAUUCAGAAUUCACUAUAAAAAAGAUUAGCAACAUGGUCAUCAGACUUAUGCCAAAUCACAGACGGCAGUACCCAAAAGAAGAAAAGCUUCGUAUAGAGCACCUAAAUGCUUUGAGGAAUCACCACGAUCUUCUCGCAACGCUUUAUUGGGCGGCUCCGCCAGAUUGCAGGCCUCCUUUGGAUGCAAUUAUCAACCUGGUUGAUCCGGAAACGAGUCAUCUGGGAGCCUGUGAUGUUAGCGUCCGAACUUGGUCAAACCUACUUCGUUUUAAAUUACAUAGCGGGGAGAACAUAAAUGGAUUGGAACCUUUUGUUCAGUGGUUUGAUGAGAUUGUUAGUCAAAUAUUAAGUCAACAUAACGCAGCACGGAGUGAAGCCGAGAAGAUUUUCAAAGCUUCUAAGGAGAAAGGCAACGACAUAUCGGAAGAUUUGCUGGAAGUAAAUAUUCGACGCAAUCAAAAACAGUUAGAAGACAUUUUAGUCAAUGCAUUCGAACGCUUAAAUACCGCACUUUCAGAAAUGGCUGGUAAUGUUGAGAGUGUUGUCAGGAUUCUAAGCAAAGUAUCGAUAUCGAGUAUACUGCAUUCUCACAAUCGCUUAUCACACAAACUAGUUAUUGCAGUUCUUCAUGUUGUGAAACAGUAUGUGUAUUCCUGCAAGAAAAAUGAUGAUUUACCGCCAUCCACGUCUCAGGUCGAUGAAGAUAGCCAAGACUAUGGGGAUUGGUCAGGCUUCGACGAUCUGGUUGUCCAGGAUGCAAAAAAAGAUGCCGGAAAGCAUCUUUCCGAUACCAUUUAUGACUCUCUUCGACAGAUGCUUUCCAAUUGCUUUGGUGCAGAUAAACAGCCGGAAGAAACCUUGCUUGUAGAAGUCAUUGAUACCUGGGUACUUGUAAUCGGAUUUCUUGUACAAACUGGGUUCAAGGAGUGGGGUGUUUAUCUCAAUACCUAUAGUCAUGAAUCAUGGGCACAUCUUCGUGAUACCGAACAAACUCGAAAGUUUACAUCUUAUUUUAUGACAAAGGUCAUACAAGCCGGGCCAGAUACAUACGAACUAAACAAAGAAGCAUUUCUUUCUUUCUGGUUUAAGACUUUGGUGGAACGAGAAUCUAUGCUUAAAUUUCAGAACACAUAUACUGCAACCCUUCUCAAUUGCGAUCCUCGCAACCCUAUCUUUGAAAACCUCCCCUUCGUACGGGAUGAAUCUAGCAAACAGUUUAGCAUUUCUCAAAGUGAUUUCCGCUUCCGCAGGCUAUCCCUCAUAUCAUCGGUACUGGCGAAUAUGAGAAAGUCUUAUGAGGUGACUCGUGACGAGUCACCAAUAAAGGGAAAUUCAAUCAAACAAGAAUACUCAAGGAUGCUUCAAUCCAUGAUGAAAUCGAUGAAAGAUAACUAUCAGGAGUUGCAAACGAAGGCAACGUCUGGUGCUUAUGUCGAGUUUGUGCAAACUGUCAUAGGAUACUUGCAGCAGCACACCAUUGACCUCAUUAGUGUUGAUGUGUUUUUCGUUAACCCUGAGUUUUUUCCGCUUCCCGCAACAGAUCCCACGUACGUCGUUGGUAAACUCAAAAACUACGGAUUAAAGCUUCAUAAUCAAAGGGGUCAAAAACAACUUACUUCUUUCAUUCAGUCAGUUUUUGAAAGAGCAGCUGUUGAUGGCGAGCAGAAAUAUCUGCCUUCGGAAAUUUUAUUGCCUUCGGUAUUAGGCUCACUCACAAUCAUUUUUAACUCUCUCGGCGGAAUCAUUCAACUUGUCGAUUGGCUGUCAGCACCUGAAGUCGACUCUAUGAAAAAUCUUUCCGAAGUUGCAUACGACUGCGCAAGCUUUUUGAUUAAAUACUCUGGAUAUGUAAGAGACCUAAUCGAAAAUCGCGAGACGCAGAUUCCAACCGAUGUACGGGUAAACCAAACGUUUGAGGGGCGGUAUCGGGCCGCUCACAAAGAGUACAUUGUUCUACUCAAAAACUCGUUUUCAAAAGAAUGGCACAGUUAUGGAGGGUCGUGGUUUGUAGUGCGUGGUGCGAAAAGAUCGGAAGUGAUUCCGCCAGUUAUCUAUGGAGAACGAGAAGGUAUCGAGGUACAAAAGAGAGAGUUUUCAAGGACAGUCGAAAAUUUAGUGAAGAUGGCCUGUCGAACUGAGAUGUUUGAAGAGGUUGGUUUUAGUGUUGAUCCCAGUAUCUGGGAGUAUGAAGGGAGGGGAGCGCCCCAUAGUGAUGGUGUUCGUGGAAGGAAUCGCGCAAGGGCAUCGCGGACGUUAGAAAAUCUGUUUUUUUAG